UGGAAAUGCUACAGCAUGUUUCCUUUACAAGGACCCAUCAAGCCAACUGCCAGGAGAAAUAACACCUCAGCAUGUGCAGAGGUUCCUGUUGGCCCAGCUACAGGACGAGAACAAAACCCUUCAGGUUUGCCUAAAAACACAUCAGUGUCUGUGAUUCCCUCCAGCUCUGUGUUGGAGGGCAGUUCAGUGACUCUGAUCUGCAGCAGUGAUGCAAAUCCAGCAGUGUUGAACUACACCUGGUCCAGAGAGAGUGAAGGACAGUUGGAGCAGCUGCAGACUGGACACACUCUUACCUUCAAUAGGACCGACCUGAAACACAGAGGCUGGUACCACUGUACAGCUCAGAACCAGCUCAUGUCUUUUGACCAGCAGAGGGCAGCAUUAUGAGCACAUUAUCCACAGAGACUGUCAGUCGUUGCUCAUGUAAAACUGUAGUUGAAAUUUAAGUGAUUUAGGUUUUUUUAUACAUUGAUAAUAUUGUUUAUUAUUUACUACAUUACAUCACCAGACUUUCUUCCCUCUCCCUUCUCAUACAUCUAUAAAACG
Messenger RNA from Labeo rohita (rohu), 546 nucleotides. RefSeq names its product vascular cell adhesion protein 1-like. NCBI's taxonomy places the organism in Eukaryota, Metazoa, Chordata, Actinopteri, Cypriniformes, Cyprinidae. Bases 16 to 387 code for a protein of 123 amino acids. The transcript is spliced from 3 exons. The record is from RefSeq and is a predicted model, not a curated record.